AUGUCUAGAUGGUGGCUAUUAAUAUCCAUUAUUGUUUUUAUUUUUUCAUGGUCUUUGAUUGAUUUUUCUUCAAAUUAUUAUAAAAAAGAAAAACGUUGGUUAUUAGAUGUAGCAAUUUAUCCAGUUCCUUUUAGUCUUGUUGAAAGAAUUGUUUCCGAACUAGAUCCUUUACUAAAGAACCUAACAUUUCAAACAGAUUAUUUUAAAUAUUAUCGUCUUAAUCUUUUUGCAGCCCGGUGCCCUUUCUGGGGGACAGAUAAUGGUUUAUGUGGGAAUAAGGCAUGUAUGGUAGAUGUAUUAGAAGAUUCGUCACUUCCUGAAGCAUGGAAACCCUCAACAUUAGGGAAAAUCCGAGGUCUUACAGCAGAACAACCUUAUCGUCCAGAAAAAACAACAAAGUUACCAUUUGAAGGGGCACUUGGUAGUGAAACUUCAGAAAGAUGUGUUUAUGAAGAAUCUGAUUAUUCAGAUCGGGACUAUUGUAUUCCUGAAGAUGAAUCAGUAGAAGAAAAUAUUGUAUAUGUAUCCUUGGUCGAUAAUCCAGAAAGAUAUACAGGAUAUUCCGGAGAAAGUGCUUAUCAAGUUUGGAGAGCUAUUUAUAGAGAGAAUUGUUUUGAUGUUCCUCAUAAUUUUGUUGAUCCAAUGACGAAAAAUAUUUCAUUAUCUUCGAGUAAAUUAGAAGCAAUUAUGAUGCACAAAGAUAAUUGGGGGUCUAAAGACAAUGAUGAGAAGAGGCGAAAUGCAAUGGUUCAAGAAUCAAUUUGUCUUGAAAAAAGAGUAUUUUAUCGAAUCAUAUCGGGAAUGCAUGCAAGUAUAUCAACACACUUAUGUAAAGAAUAUCUUAACAAAACAACGGGUUUAUGGGAACCAAAUUUUCAGUGUUUUAUGGAACGGGUUGGAAAUUAUUUUGAUAGAAUUGAAAAUAUAUACUUUAAUUAUCUUCUAAUUUUGAGAGCAUUGGCAAAAUUGGAUAAAUAUUUACAAAAUUAUACAUUUUGCGAGGGAGAUGUCGAAAGUAAUAUGAUGACGAAAUAUAAACUUAACAAACUGAUUUCGAAGAUAUCUUUUAUUCCUAAAUUGUUUGAUGAGAAACUUAUGUUUGAUACAUCACAUAAUAGUUUUGCUAUUCAUUUAAAGGAUGAAUUUCGAAUGAGGUUUAGGAAUGUUAGUAAACUUAUGGAUUGCGUUAGUUGUGAUAAAUGUCGUCUAUGGGGAAAAAUUCAAAUUGCAGGAUUUGGCACUGCCUUAAAAAUUCUUUUCGAAUUUGAUGAUUUUUUAGAUCAAAAUAAAUUUUUAUUACGAAGAACAGAACUUGUUGCACUUAUUAAUACAUUUGAUCGUAUAUCCUCUUCUAUUCGUUUUAUACAGGAAUCUUCAAUAAUAUCUUUUAAUAAAAAUAAAAACUUUUACAAGCUUAAUAAUUGUCAUGGAUUUUAUUUUUUUUCAAAAAUUAAAAAAAUAAUCUUAUAUAAAUCUUCUUUUAAUUUCAAGCGUAUUAUAAAAUCAUUUAGUGUCGAAUAUAAUAAUGUUAAAGAUGUACUUAUAUAUAUUAUUAACUCUUGGUUUAGAAUUUUUAAAACUAUUUAUAUAUAUAUAAAAGGAAAAAAUAAAUAG
This is a messenger RNA of Pneumocystis murina B123, 1614 nucleotides long. RefSeq lists its product as hypothetical. The coding region runs from base 1 to 1614 and encodes 537 amino acids. Gene Ontology annotation, biological process: protein folding in endoplasmic reticulum. Lineage: Eukaryota; Fungi; Ascomycota; Pneumocystomycetes; Pneumocystales; Pneumocystaceae. Gene Ontology annotation, molecular function: thiol oxidase activity; protein-disulfide reductase activity; FAD binding. The record is from RefSeq and is a predicted model, not a curated record. The transcript is spliced from 4 exons. Gene Ontology annotation, cellular component: endoplasmic reticulum membrane; endoplasmic reticulum.